This is a messenger RNA of Plasmodium vivax (malaria parasite P. vivax), 2007 nucleotides long. RefSeq names its product MAC/Perforin domain containing protein. The record is from RefSeq and is a predicted model, not a curated record. The coding region runs from base 1 to 2007 and encodes 668 amino acids. Lineage: Eukaryota; Apicomplexa; Aconoidasida; Haemosporida; Plasmodiidae. The transcript has a single exon.
AUGGACACACCCAGCGAUGGUAGUGACAGCGGCAACCGCAUCGGCAGCGGCGACCGCUUCGACCGUGGCGAUGAACCGUUCAGCAAGUACGUAGGAAAGGGGUACGACAUCCUGUUCGGCUACCCACUGCCAAACAACGAGCUCGUGGAAGACCCAGGAUUUAGAAACGAAAUAUUCGACACGAGAAAUUCUCUGGACAUUAUCAGCCAAGUUGCCUGUCACAGAGAUGAAUAUUUCAGCUUCAUCGAAGGGAUAAAUGAUGUUGCUCACUUAGCCAUGGAUAACAUAAACGUUGAAGAUGUGAAUACGAGCAUAAUUCCCUUUUCUGCCUCCAUGCCUUACAAAAGCUACUUUGCCGAUUUAGAAAUAGGAAGGAAAAAAUACCUAGUUGCUCAGAACAGCUGUGUGCACAAAUACGUAACGUACAACUUGAGAGACUCCACUAGGCAUAUUAAUAGAGAGUUCCUACUGGAGACGGAGAAGUUGCCCAUUUUGGAAAAGAAGGCGAAUGGAAAGGAUUUUCUACAGGGGGAGUACCCCCACCGUGAGGGGAACCAACAGUGUGCAGGAAGCAUAAAACCGUGGAUGGAUUUUUUCCAGAAAUAUGGAACCCACUUAGUUUUGUCUGCGCACUUUGGGGGGCGGUCCUUUAACGCGCUGGAAGUUUCUCGGCGCACGAUGGAGGAAGCGAAGAUAUACAGCUAUAAGUACGCCCUCGGGAGCGUCCCCAGCUUGGACGUGUUCAGGGCGGCGUGGCUGCAGCAGGGGGGUCCCAAACGGGGGGGUACAGAAGGUAGCGCAGGUAGCGUAGAUGGCGUAGAUAGCGUAGAUGGCAUAGAUAGCGUAGAUAGCGUAGCUAGCGGUGGUGACGAUAUUCUUAACCAACCGAAUAACCAGCUACAUGAUCAGCCGCUUAACCAACCGCCCCGCACGAGGGAGAACGCCCUGGGGGGGAGAGCCCCCAGCCUGGACACCCGCGGGGGAAACCAAACCUUCGACGGGUGGAACCAACUGACGUACGCAGUCUGGAAGGACUCGAUUUAUGCCAACCUGCUUCCAGUGCACCUGGAGCUAAUUUCACUAAGCUCCUUCAUGCGCACGGGGAAAAAGGAAUCAUACGACAAGGCCCUGGUUUACUACAACAGCCUCCACGGAAUGAACAAGGAAAGGUAUUACCUCUCACAAGACAUUACAGACGUACUGGCUGAUGGGAAGCAAAUAACAGGAUCGGCCAAAGGUUCGCUCAUUUUAAGUUGCCCCGUUGGUUAUGUUAAGAGUACUGGGUUUAUCCUCACCUAUGACACAUCUGAGAGGGUGAGGGGUGGUGCUGCGAAGGGGCGAGACGCAGCGAAGAUCCGUGUGUACCCCUGCCUCAGUAGGGGAGAAUACGACAUUUCAUGCUCCCACAGAAAUGAAAGCGAUGCUGUUAUUUCCUUCGGAUGGCUGUACUGCGUGAAGCACAGCUUUGUCAAGCUGGAAACGUUUUAUGCAAAUGGAAGUAACAAAUCAGGGGGAACAUCACUAGAGGGUAAGUGCCCAGAAGGAAGCAGCGUAGCCUUCGGGUUUAAAAUGAAAUUGGAACGAAAUAAAAAUUUCCCCAGCGUGAAGGUGAAGGCAUGCCCCGUCGGUGAAGCCAAGUGUGCAAUUAGCCAUACGAAGGCCAAUUCUGAUUACCUACUGUGGGGGUUCUGCGCCCCCCGGUCGUUUCACAGCAUCAGCUCAUUGCAGGUGACAUACAUUGAAGAGUCCAACGUGAUGAACGACGUGCAGGGUGCUUGCUCCGACAUGUACAAAAAUAAAUACGAUAACAUAUUUCUUGGGUUUUCCUUCUCCUUUGACAAUGCACUGGGGAGUGUGGAUGUGUCUCCUUGCGCGAUGAAGACCAAGGACUGUGUCCAUAGGGUGAGCAGGCGGGCGGCGAAGAGCUACACGGGCAUGUUCCUGCUCUGCAGGAAUGACGGUGGCGCCCGGAGGGAGUUUUCCUCCCCCACGAGGUUGGCUCAGUGA